Molecule: messenger RNA, 1459 nt
Organism: Betta splendens (Siamese fighting fish)
Lineage: Eukaryota; Metazoa; Chordata; Actinopteri; Anabantiformes; Osphronemidae
Product: C-type lectin domain family 4 member E-like
Exons: 7
Coding region: 598-1278 (226 amino acids)
Source: RefSeq, a predicted model, not a curated record
UAGUGAACAGGUGAACUCAAUCAAAUUAACUACAGGAAAUGACUGACAACACAACAAAACAAGAGGACACUAAACAAAACCAAACCAGACUGCCCCCUGGUGGCACGGAUGCAGAUUUACUACAACAUUACUGUAGAUGAAGUAGAAAUAGAAUAGGAUUUUUAUCUCCAAGAAUCUUUAAAACUAAACAAAUUUACUUUACUUAUUUUAUUCUCUAAUAAUCAUCUAUACACGUCCUGUAAAACCUUUAUCGGCCAAAGUGUGACAGCGUUUCUACAUCAUGUAGAAAUUAAAAUUGUACAGAGUUGUUGAAUUUGAACAUAAAUAAAGAGACUUAAUGAUAAAUAUGUGACCUUGCUGUUAAAUGUUUGUUACAGAUGCACAGUUUAAACCUGUGUUUUAAUAUUAAAGCUUAAAAGCAGCUGUUUCCUGUGUGAGUCUGACAGGAAGACUUGUUCUAUGAACUCACUCAAACUGAUGGUGACUAAGUUCACUUCACUCACGAGUGUUGAUGCUUCAGUGUUGAAACGCAGCAGCAGCAGAGACUGAAGCUUCCAUCCAUUAAAACUGGAGUCUGGAUCCUGAAGACUGAGAGCGAUGAGCCGAGUACAAACCUACAAAGAAGGUGAAGCUGCUGCCUCCCAACAAGCAGAGUCUAACACGGGGUCAAAGGUCAGAUCAGAGAGAGUGGCCCUGCUGCUUCUCAGUGCUCUGCUGGCAGCUGCUGCCGUUGUUAUUUACCGUCUCUCUUUUGCACAUUUUCAAACCAAUAAAAAUCUGCAAAUGUUGAAGGAUGAAAAUGAAGCAAUGAGGGAAAAUCUGACAGCUGAAUCGUGUCCAACGUGUGAACCAGGCUGGGAUCAACAUGGAGGAAGCUGUUAUUAUUUCUCCUCCAAUAAACUGAACUGGAACCAGAGCAGAAGUGACUGUAAAGGUCGAGGAGCAGAUCUGGUCCAGAUAAACAGUAAAGAGGAGCAGAGGUUCCUGGACGACAAAGUGGGAGGAAAAAUUACUUCUUAUAUCGACUCGUUCUGGAUCGGACUGACAGAUUCAAAGGAAAAAGGCAGAUGGUUGUGGGUGGACGACUCACCUCUGAACACAAGUUUGUCUUUUUGGUACAAAAAUGAACCAAACAACUGGACUGGAGAAAAUCCUGCUGGAGAGGACUGUGUUAUGAUGGGAGUACAAGGAGGAGCUACAGACCUGAAGUGUUGGUUUGACAGAUCCUGUAAAGUACCUCUAAGAAGAAUCUGUGAGAAAGCAGCUAAAACUGGAUGACUCAUGUGUGUUUGAAUCCAGUCAGAGACCAGUCCUCGGGUUAAACAAACAAAAUGUGAAGUUUGAUCUUUAAAUAUUUUACAUUUUUAACACAUCUUCAGGCAGAUCUCUGCUCUAAAUCAUUUUGAAAUUGCAAUGAUUAAAAGUGCUUUUAUCUUAAUAAAACAUCAUCCUGAACCUG